CCUCAGCAGAGAGAUCAUCCAGAAAUGAACAAUGGCGCAAGGGCCCCUGGGCUUUGCCUGGUUGCUUGGAGGGCUGCUGCUGUUUCUGACAGUGGCAAUGGCAGAACACUCCCCCUGGGAUUUGAAGAGCAAGGCAACUGUAUUUGCAGACCUGAGUCCAGAAGAGCUACGGGUUGUACAGAGUUUCCUCUGGGCCAAAAAAGAUCUGAAGCUAGCAUCCUCUAAGACUGGUAUUAUGGCCAAGAAUUCUGUAUUCCUCAUUGAAAUGCUGAUGCCCAAGAAGCACCAGGUGUUGAAAUUUUUGGACGAAGGAGGAAGUCGUCCUGUGCGAGAGGCUCGAGCUGUCAUUUUCUUUGGAGCCCAGGAACAUCCCAAUAUCACUGAGUUUGCAGUGGGACCCCUGCCUUGGCCCACUUACAUGAGAGUGCUCCCCCCCAGGCCUGGGCAUAAUCCUUCCUGGGGAUCAAGACCCAUUUCAUCUGCUGAAUAUGAUCUUCUGUAUCAUACCUUAAUGUAUGCCAUCAAACCCUUAUCUCAUUUCCUCCAGGAUACCAAAAGCUUCUGGCUCCCUAAUUGCACUGACCACUGUCUGACCUUCACUGACGUGGCCCCCAGAGGUUUGGCCUCUGGCCAGCGCCGCUCUUGGUUUAUUAUGCAGCGCUUUGUAGAAGGCCACUUCUUACAUCCCACAGGGUUGGAGCUCCUGUUGAACCAUGAGAGUUCAGAUCCCCAAGAAUGGCAGGUUGAACGAGUCUGGUACAAUGGGAAAUUCUAUGAGAGCACAAAAGACUUGGCAGAGAAGUAUGAGGAAGGGAAGGUUGACAUGGUGAUCCUUGAAGACCUCCCUCCUAAGGGAGAGAUGGGAGGGGGUACAGAGGAACAUCCCCUCUUUUCCUCCUACCAACCCCGAGGUGACUUCCCUACUCCCACUGCUAUGUCUGGUCCCCACCUGGUUGAGCCCCAGGGUCCACGCUACCAAUUGGAGGGCAAUGCCGUGCUAUAUGGGGGGUGGAGCUUUGCCUUUCGAGUGCGUACCUCCACUGGGCUACAGAUUCUGAACCUGCGUUUUGGGGGUGAACAUAUUGCCUAUGAGGUGAGUGUGCAAGAUGCAGUGGCCCUAUAUGGGGGCCACACACCUGCCGGUAUGCAAACUAAAUAUAUAGAUGGAGGCUGGGGCCUGGGCAGUGUCACUCACGAGCUGGCACCUGGCACAGAUUGCCCCAAGACAGCCACUUUCCUGGAUGCCCACCACUUCUACGAUUCCGAUGCCCCAACCCACUAUCCCAAUGCCCUCUGCAUAUUUGAGAUGCCCACAGAGGUGCCCCUCCGACGCCAUUUUGACUCCAACUUCAGUGGCGGCUUCAACUUCUACGCGGGACUCGAGGACUAUGUGCUGGUCCUUCGGACGACCUCAACCGUCUACAACUAUGACUACAUAUGGGACUUUGUCUUCCACCACAAUGGGGUGAUGGAGGUCAAGAUGCAUGCUACAGGCUAUGUCCACGCCACCUUCUUCACACCUGAAGGGCUGCGCCAUGGAACCCGCCUCCAUACUCACCUGCUGGGCAACAUGCACACUCAUUUAGUACACUACCGUGUUGACUUGGAUGUAGCAGGCACCAAGAAUGGCUUUGAGACCAUGGGGAUGAAGCUGGAGAACAUUACCAACCCCUGGAGCCCCAGGCACCACAUGGUGCAGCCGGUUCUGGAAAGAAUACAGCACCACCGGGAACGCCAAGCAGCCUUCCGCUUUGGCCGGAAGCUACCCAAGUUCCUGCUGUUCACCAGCCCCAAGAAGAACGCCUGGGGUCAUAGUCGUAGCUACCGGAUACAAAUCCAUUCCAUGGCUGACCAAGUGCUCCCUCCUGGCUGGCAAGAAGAACAAGCAGUCACUUGGGCCAGGUACCCUUUGGCAGUGACCAAAUACCGGGAGUCUGAGCUGAUUAGCAGCAGCAUCUACAACCAAAAUGAUCCCUGGGAUCCACCUGUGGUUUUUGAAGAAUUUCUACGCAACAAUGAGAACAUUGAGAAUGAGGACCUGGUAGCCUGGGUAACGGUGGGUUUCCUCCACAUUCCACACUCGGAGGACAUCCCUAACACAGCCACACCUGGCAACUCUGUGGGCUUCCUGCUCCGUCCUUUCAACUUCUUCUCUGAGGACCCAUCUCUGGCUUCCCGAGGGACUAUCAUUGUGCGGCCUCAAGCCAAAAGACCUAACCACAUCCAGCGUUGGACCCCAGAUAAUGUGGGAGACUGUUGGAAAGCUUCCUCAUUCAAGUACAAUGGCACCUACAGGCCUGUGUAAUGGGGUCUCUCAUCUUCCACAUGGAAUCCUAAGCCUCUUACUAUAUCUGUCA
Phascolarctos cinereus (koala) is the source of this 2357-nucleotide messenger RNA. RefSeq names its product amine oxidase copper containing 1 (gene AOC1). Gene Ontology annotation, molecular function: primary methylamine oxidase activity; quinone binding; copper ion binding. Gene Ontology annotation, biological process: response to antibiotic; amine metabolic process. Gene Ontology annotation, cellular component: plasma membrane. The record is from RefSeq and is a predicted model, not a curated record. NCBI's taxonomy places the organism in Eukaryota, Metazoa, Chordata, Mammalia, Diprotodontia, Phascolarctidae.